Molecule: messenger RNA, 593 nt
Organism: Ilyonectria robusta
Lineage: Eukaryota; Fungi; Ascomycota; Sordariomycetes; Hypocreales; Nectriaceae
Exons: 2
Coding region: 1-495 (164 amino acids)
Source: RefSeq, a predicted model, not a curated record
AUGUACAUGACUACCCGUGCCCUUGGGUCGGAGCCCGUGGAGGUUCCGAUUUUGGAUGUUGAUGGAAUUAAGAGACGAUGGGUCAUGCAGAGGCAGACCGUCCAUCACCCAAUCUGCUCACGGGGAGCUCCAGUACGGCGCUUACACAGUCGAUGGACCAACCCAACAGCAGAUCGGACACACGUCAUUCGACGCCAACGGCUAGCCAUCGCUGGCUGCAGGGCUAGCAGGACUCUCGUCCGCGAGGGUUGCCAGUUGCCAGUUGCCAGGUUCCCCAAGAUAGGCGCCGUGAGCAGCGGGGAUGUCACUCCAGGAUGCCGGGAUGCUCCUGGAACAGCCCAAUCAAGCCCCCCUGCAGCAGGGCUUGUGGGACCUGCAACACUCGGUGCCCCAGGACGUGGUGGGAGACGUCCCAGUGGGUGCGCCGCUGAUCCUGGCACCGAUGUGGAUGUGGCGCCGAUGGGCGACGUGGGAGAUGCGGGCGAUGCACACUGAACGACGAGUCGGCCUCCCACCGUUCGAUUUUGGGAAGCAUCUGACGAGGCUCAGAGUGGAGGUGGUUCGAUGAACUAUAGACGAGGAGGGGAAGGACG